AUGGAGCGCCUGCCUCAUGCUAAAGCAGCACCAGAGUCUCACAACACAAAUUGUGCAGGAGGAACGAUUCUAGGCUUCGCAAUAUGGAUUAGAUUUAAUGAAGAUUUCUUCAAGCAAAUACCAGAGGAGGCUGGCAUAGGAGUUUACGACGGAACCUAUAUAGUCAUGGCCGCUGGGGGUGCUAUAAUGGUUGUUGGAUUUUUCGGGUGCUGUGGUGCUAUAAGAGAGAGUGUAUGUCAGCUAUCUACGUAUUUCGUCAUAGUGUUCAUCAUAUUCUGCGCGGAAAUAGCAGCCGGGGUAUGGAUGUAUAUAGAGAAGGAUAAGAUAGGGGAUUCGGUCGGGGAGUACUUUGACAAACUAGUGCAAGAGAAAUACAGCGGGGAUGUUUCCGUGCAAAUACUGGUGGACUACACGCAAAAGAGGUUUCGUUGCUGUGGAGCCAGCGGUCCUGAUGACUGGGCGUUAUCAAACCAACCUAUUCCAGAUUCUUGCGGGAGGAAUUGUACCGAAGGAUGUUACGACACGGUCAAUGAGGAUAUGGCUUUUGAGAAAAACAACUUCAAUGGAAGGCGAACGUCGAUGGUGGCGUUAUUAUUUUUCAUCCUCGUUGUAUUACUUAACGUGUCCAAGACGUUUACUCAAACAAUAACAACAAAUACUGUGGUAACAACUGCUACAUCCACAAUGACCACGAGUUCUACAGCAACAACUGGAACUUCGUCAAUGACACCGAGUAAUACAGCAACAACUUCAGUAACUCUUAGUACUACAGCAACGACUGCUGCGUCUGCUAUCAAUCCCAGUACCACAGCAACACUUUUUACAUCAUCAAUAUCUCCUAGCACUAUUUCAACUGCUACAUCUUCAAUGACAACUAGUACUGCAGCAACCGCUACAUCUUCAAUGACGAUGGGUACUACAGCAACAACUGCAACAUCUUCAAUGAACCCCAGCACUGCAGGGACUGCGGCGACUUCAUCAGUGGCCCCGAGCACUACAGCAGCUGCUACAUCUUCAAUGAUGAUGGGUACUUCAGCAACAACAGCUACUUCUUCGAUGAAUCCUAGUACUACAGCAACAGCUGCAACGUCGUCGAUGGCGCCAAGCACUGCAGCACCAACAGCAACUUCAUUGAUGACCCAGAGCACCUCUGCAACAACUGGUACUUCCUCAGUAAAUCCUAGUACUACUGCAACAACUGCAACAUCGUCAAUGGUGCCCAGCACUGCAGGUACUGCGGCGACUUCAUCAGUGGUCCUUAGCACUACAGCAGCUGCAACAUCUUCAAUGAUGAUGGGUACUUCAGCAACAACAGCAACUUCUUCGAUGACCCUAAGCACUUCUGCAACAACUGCUACUUCCUCAAUGAAUCCCAGCACUACAGCAAUAACUUCAACAUCUUUAAUGAAUCCUAGUAUUACAGCUACCGGUACAUCUUCAAUGACGCCUAGUAAUACAGCAACUGCUACAUCUUUAAUGACGAUGGGUACUACUGCAACAACUGCAACAUCUUCAAUGAACCCGAGUACUUUUGCAGGAACUGCUACUUCCUCAAUGAAUCCUAGUUCUACAGCAACAGCUGCAACGUCGUCAAUGGCGCCGAGCACUGCAGCUACAACUGCAAAUUCCGCAGUCACCCCGAGCACUACAGCAACUGCUACAUCUUCAAUAGCGAUGGGUACUACAGCUUCAACUGCAACAUCUCCAAUGAAUCCGAGCACUUCUGCAGCAACUGCUACUUCCUCAAUGAAUCCUAGUACUCAAGCGACGGCUGCAACGUCGUCAAUGGCGCCAAGCACUGCAGGUACUACGGCGACUUCACCAGUGGCCCAGAGCACUACAGCAACUGCUACAUCUUCAAUGGCGAUGGGUACUACAGCUUCAACUGCAACAUCUCCAAUGAAUCCGAGCACUUCUGCAGCAACUGCUACUUCCUCAAUGAAUCCUAGUACUCAAGCGACGGCUGCAACGUCGUCAAUGGCGCCAAGCACUGCGGGUACUACGGCGACUUCACCAGUGGCCCAGAGCACUACAGCAACUGCUUUAUCUACAAUGAUGUCGGGUACUUCAGCAACAACAGCAACUUCUUUGAUGACCCUAAGCACUUCUCAAACAACUGCUACAUCCUCAAUGAAUCCUAGUACUGCAGCAACGGCUUCAACGUCACCAAUAGCGCCAAGCACUGCAGCACCAACAGCAACUUCAUCGAUGACCCAAAGCACCUCGCCAGCAACUGCUACUUCCUCAGUAAAUCCCAGUAUUACUGCAACAACGUCAACAUCCUCAAUGGCGCCCAGCACUGCAGGUACUACGGCGACUUCAUCAGUGGCCGAGAGCUCUACAGCAGCUGUUACAUCUUUAAUGACGCCUAUAACUACAGCAAAUGCUACAUCUUCAAUGACGAUAGGUACUACAGCAACAACUGCAACAUCUUCAAUGAACCCGAGCACUUCUGCAGGAACUGCUACUUCCUCGAUAAAUCCUAGUACUACAGCAACAGCUGCAACGUCGUCGAUGGCGCCAAGCACUGCAGCACCAACAGCAACUUCACCGAUGACCCAAAGCACAUCGCCAACAACUGCUACUUCCUCAGUAAAUCCCAGUAUUACUGCAACAACGGCAACAUCCUCAAUGGCGCCCAGCACUGCAGGUACUACGGCGACUUCAUCAGUGGCCGAGAGCUCUACAGCAGCUGUUACAUCUUUAAUGACGCCUAUAACUACAGCAACUGCUACAUCUUCAAUGACGAUAGGUACUACAGCAACAACUGCAACAUCUUCAAUGAACCCGAGCACUUCUGCAGGAACUGCUACUUCCUCGAUAAAUCCUAGUACUACAGCAACAGCUGCAACGUCGUCGAUGGCGCCAAGCACUGCAGCACCAACAGCAACUUCAUCAAUGACCCAAAGCACCUCGCCAACAACUGGUACUUCCUCAGUAAAUCCCAGUAUUACUGUAACAACGGCAACAACCUCAAUGGCGCCCAGCACUGCAGGUACUACGGCGACUUCAUCAGUGGCCGAGAGCUCUACAGCAGCUGUUACAUCUUUAAUGACGCCUAUAACUACAGCAACUGCUACAUCUUCAAUGACGAUAGGUACUACUGCAACAACUGCAACAUCUUCAAUGAACCCGAGCACUUCUGCAGAAACUGCUACUUCCUCGAUAAAUCCUAGUACUACAGCAACAGCUGCAACGUCGUCGAUGGCGCCAAGCACUGCAGCACCAACAGCAACUUCAUCGAUGACCCAAAGCACCUCGCCAACAACUGCUACUUCCUCAGUAAAUCCCAGUAUUACUGCAACAACGGCAACAUCGUCAAUGGUGCCCAGCACUGCGGGUACUGCGGCGACUUCAUCAGUGGUCCUUAGCACUACAGCAGCUGCAACAUCUUCAAUGAUGAUGGGUACUUCAGCAACAACAGCAACUUCUUCGGUGACCCUAAUCACUUCUGCAACAACUGCUACUUCCUCAAUGAAUCCCAGCACUACAGCAAUAACUUUAACAUCUUUAAUGAAUCCUAGUUCUACAGCAACAGCUGCAACGUCGUCAAUAGCGCCGAGCACUGCAGUUACAACUGCAAAUUCCGCAGUCACCCCGAGCACUACAGCAACUGCUACAUCUUCAAUGGCGAAUGGUAAUACAGCUUCAACUGCAACAUCUCCAAUGAAUCCGAGCACUUCUGCAGCAACUGCUACUUCAUCAAUGAAUCCUAGUUCUACAGCGACGGUUGCAACGUCGUCAAUGGCGCAAAGCACUGCAGGUACUACGGCGACUUCACCAGUGGCCCAGAGCACUACAGCAGCUGCUAUAUCUUCAAUGAUGUCGGGUACUUCAGCAACAACAGCAACUUCUUUGAUGACCCUAAGCACUUCUCAAACAACUGCUACUUCCUCAAUGAAUCCUAGUACUGCAACAACGGCUGCAACGUCACCAAUAGUGCCAAGCACUGCAGCAACAACAGCAACUUCAUUGAUGACCCAAAGCAUCUCGCCAACAACUGCUACUUCCUCAGUAAAUCCAAGUAUUACUGCAACAACGGCAACAUCCUCAAUGGUGCCCAGCACUGCAGGUACUACGGCGACUUCUUCAGUGGCCGAGAGCUCUACAGCAGCUGUUACAUCUUUAAUGACGCCUAGUACUACAGCAACUGCUACAUCUUCAAUGACGAUAGGUACUACAGCAACAACUGCAACAUCUUCAAUGAACCCGAGCACUUCUGCAGGAACUGCUACUUCCUCGAUAAAUCCUAGUACUACAGCAACAGCUGCAACGUCGUCGAUGGCGCCAAGCACUGCAGCACCAACUGGUACUUCCUCAGUAAAUCCUAGUACUACUGCAACAACUGCUACAUCGUCAAUGGUGCCCAGCACUGCGGGUACUGCGGCAACUUCAUCAGUGGUCCUUAGCACUACAGCAGCUGCAACAUCUUCAGUGAUGAUGGGUACUUCAGCAACAACAGCAACUUCUUCGAUGACCCUUAGCAAUUCUGCAACAACUGCUACUUCCUCAAUGAAUCCCAGCGCUACAGCAAUAACUUUAACAUUUUCAGUGAAUCCUAGUACUACAGCCACAGCUGCUUCAUCUUCAAUGAAUCCUAGUACUACAGCAACAGCUGCAACGUCGUCAAUGACGCCCAGCACUGCAGGUACUACUGCGACUUCAUCAGUUGCCGAGAGCUCUACAGCAGCUGUUACAUCUUCAAUGACGCCUAGUACUACAGCAACUGCUACAUCUUCAAUGAAUCCGAGCACUUCUGCAGGAACUGCUACUUCCUCGAUGAAUCCUAGUACUACAGCAACAGCUGCAACGUCGUCAAUGGUGCCAAGCACUGCAGCAACAACUUUAUUAAUGACCCAAAGCACCUCUGCAACAACUGCUACUUCCUCAGUGAAUCCUAGUACUACAGCAAUAACUUUAACAUCUUCAAUGAAUCCUAGUACUACAGCAACAACUGCAACGUCCUCAAUGGCGCCCAGCACUACAGGUACUACGGCAACUUCAUCAAUAGUCCCGAGUACUACAGCAGCUGCUACAUCUUCAAUGAUGAUGAUUACUUCAGCAACAACAGCAACUUCUUCGAUGACCCCAAGCACUUCUGUAACAACUGCUACUUCCUCAAUGGAUCCUAGUACUACAGCAACAUCGUCAAUGGUGCCCAGCAAUGCAGGGACUACGGCGACUUCAUCAGUUGCCGAGAGCUCUACAGCAGCUGUUACAUCUUCAAUGACGCCUAGUACUACAGCAACUGCUACAUCUUCAAUGAAUCCGAGCACUUCUGCAGGAACUGCUACUUCCUCGAUGAAUCCUAGUACUACAGCAACAGCUGCAACGUCGUCAAUGGUGCCAAGCACUGCAGCAACAACUUUAUUAAUGACCCAAAGCACCUCUGCAACAACUGCUACUUCCUCAGUGAAUCCUAGUACUACAGCAAUAACUUUAACGUCUUCAAUGAAUCCUAGUACUACAGCAACAACUGCAACGUCCUCAAUGGCGCCCAGCACUACAGGUACUACGGCAACUUCAUCAAUAGUCUCGAGUACUACAGCAGCUGCUACAUCUUCAAUGAUGAUGAUUACUUCAGCAACAACAGCAACUUCUUCGAUGACCCCAAGCACUUCUGCAACAACUGCUACUUCCUCAAUGGAUCCUAGUACUACAGCAACAUCGUCAAUGGUGCCCAGCAAUGCAGGGACUACGGCGACUUCAUCAGUUGCCGAGAGCUCUACAGCAGCUGUUACAUCUUCAAUGACGCCUAGUACUACAGCAACUGCUACAUCUUCAAUGAAUCCAAACACUUCUGCAGGAACUGCUACUUCCUCGAUGAAUCCUAGUACUACAUCAACAGCUGCAACGUCGUCAAUGGUGCCAAGCACUGCAGCAACAACUUUAUUAAUGACCCAAAGCACCUCUGCAACAACUGCUACUUCCUCAGUGAAUCCUAGUACUACAGCAAUAACUUUAACAUCUUCAAUGAAUCCUAGUACUACAGCAACAACUGCAACGUCCUCAAUGGCGCCCAGCACUACAGGUACUACGGCAACUUCAUCAAUAGUCCCGAGUACUACAGCAGCUGCUACAUCUUCAAUGAUGAUGAUUACUUCAGCAACAACAGCAACUUCUUCGAUGACCCCAAGCACCUCUGCAACAACUGCUACUUCCUCAGUGAAUCCUAGUACUACAGCAAUAACUUUAACAUCUUCAAUGAAUCCUAGUACUACAGCAACGGCUGCAACGUCGUCAAGGGCGGCAAGCACUGCAGGUACUACGGUGACUUCAUCAGUGGCCCUGAGCACCACAGCAGCUGCUACAUCUUCAAUGAUGAUGGGUACUUCAGCAACAAUAGCAACUUCUUCAAUGACCCUAAGCACUUCUCCAGCAACUGCUACUUCCUCAAUGAAUCCUAGUACUACAGCAAACACUGCAACAUCGUCAAUGGUGCCUAGCACUGCAGGUACCGCAGCGACUUCAUCAGUGGUCCCGAGCACUACAGCAGCUGCUACAUCUUCAAUGAUGAUGGGUACUUCAGAAGCAAUAGCAACUUCUUCAAUGACCCUAAGCACUUCUGCAACAACUGCUACUUCAUCGAUGAAUCCUAGUACUACAGCAACAACUCCAACGUCCUCAAUGGCGCACAGCACUGCGGAUACUACGGUGACUUCAUCAGUGGCCCCGAGCACUACAGCAGCCGCUACAUCUUCAAUGAUGAUGGGUACUUCAGCAACAAUAGCAACUUCUUCAAUGACCCUAAGCACUUCUGCAGCAACUGCUACUUCAUCAAUGAAUCCUAGUACUACAGCAACAACUGCAUCAUCGUCAAUGGUGCCCAGCACUGCAGGUACUACGGCGACUUCAUCAGUGGCCCUUAGCACUACAGCAGCUGCUACAUCUUCAAUGAUGAUGGGUACUUCAGCAACAACAGCAACUUCUUCGAUGACCCUAAUCACUUCUGCAACAACUGCUACUUCCUCAAUGAAUCCCAGCACAACAGCAAUAAUUUUAGCAUCUUCAAUGAAUCCUAGCACUACAGCAUUGGCUGCAACGUCGUCAAUGGCACCAAGCACUGCAGGUACCACGGUGACGUCAUCAGUGGCCCUGAGCACUGCAGCACCAACAGCAACUUCAUUGAUGACCCAAAGCUCCUCUGCAACAACUGGUACUUCCUCAGUAAAUCCUAGUAUAACAGUAACAAUUGCAACAUCGUCAAUGGUGCCCAACACUGCAGGUACUGCAGUGACUUCAUCAGUGGCCGUGAGCACUACAGCAGCUGCUACAUCUUCAAUGAUGAUGGGUACGUCAGCAACAAUAGCAACUUCGUCAAUGACCCUAAGCACUUCUGCAGCAACUGCUACUUCCUCAACGAAUCCUAGUUUUACAGCAACAACUGCAACAUCGUCAAUGGUGCCCAGCACGGCAGGUACUACGACGACUUCAUCAGUGCCCCUGAGCACUACAACAGCUGCUACAUCUUCAAUGAUGAUGGGUACUUCAGCAACAACAGCAACUUCUUCGAUGACCCUAAGCACUUCUGCAACAACUGCUACUUCUUUAAUUAAUCCCAGCACAACAGCAAUAACUUUAACAUCUUCAAUGAAUCCUAGUACUACAGCAACGGCUGCAACGUCGUCAAUGGCGUCAAGCACUGCAGGUACUACUGUGACGUCAUCAGUGGCCCCGAGCACUGCAGCAACAUUAGCAACUUCAUUGAUGACCCAAAGCACCUCUGCAACAACUGCUACUUCCUCACUGAAUCCCAGCACUACAGCAAUAACUUUAACAUCUUCAAUGAAUCCUAGUACUACAUCAACGGCUGCAACGUCGUCAAUGGCGCCAAUCACUGCAGGUACUACUGUGACUUCAUCAGUGGCCCCAAGCACCACAGCAGCUGCUACAUCUUCAAUGAUGAUGGGUACUUCAGCAACAAUAGCAACUUCUUCAAUGACCCUAAGCACUUCUGCAGCAACUGCUACUUCAUCAAUGAAUCCCAGUACUACAGCAACAACUGCAUCAUCGUCAAUGGUGCCCAGCACUGCAGGUACUACGGCGACUUCAUCAGUGGCCCUAAGCACUACAGCAGCUGCUACAUCUUCAAUGAUGAUGGGUACUUCAGCAACAACAGCAACUUCUUCGAUGACCCUAAUCACUUCUGCAACAACUGCUACUUCCUCAAUGAAUCCCAGCACAACAGCAAUAAUUUUAGCAUCUUCAAUGAAUCCUAGCACUACAGCAUUGGCUGCAACGUCGUCAAUGGCACCAAGCACUGCAGGUACCACGGUGACGUCAUCAGUGGCCCUGAGCACUGCAGCACCAACAGCAACUUCAUUGAUGACCCAAAGCUCCUCUGCAACAACUGGUACUUCCUCAGUAAAUCCUAGUAUAACAGUAACAACUGCAACAUCGUCAAUGGUGCCCAACACUGCAGGUACUGCAGUGACUUCAUCAGUGGCCGUGAGCACUACAGCAGCUGCUACAUCUUCAAUGAUGAUGGGUACGUCAGCAACAAUAGCAACUUCGUCAAUGACCCUAAGCACUUCUGCAGCAACUGCUACUUCCUCAACGAAUCCUAGUUUUACAGCAACAACUGCAACAUCGUCAAUGGUGCCCAGCACGGCAGGUACUACGACGACUUCAUCAGUGCCCCUGAGCACUACAACAGCUGCUACAUCUUCAAUGAUGAUGGGUACUUCAGCAACAACAUACUACAGCAACGGCUGCAACGUCGUCAAUGGCGCCAAGCACUGCAGGUACUUCGGUGACUUCAUCAGUGGCCCCAAGCACCACAGCAGCUGCUACAUCUUCAAUGAUGAUGGGUACUUCAGCAACAACAGCAACUUCAUUGAUGACCCAAAGCACCUCUGCAACAACUGCUACUUCCUCACUGAAUCCCAGCACUACAGCAAUAACUUUAACAUCUUCAAUGAUGAUGGGUACUUCAGCAACAACAGCAACUUCUUCGAUGACCCUAAGCACUUCUGCAACAACUGCUACUUCCUCAACGAAUCCUAG
Lytechinus pictus (painted urchin) is the source of this 9006-nucleotide messenger RNA. RefSeq names its product mucin-2-like. The transcript is spliced from 7 exons. The record is from RefSeq and is a predicted model, not a curated record. Gene Ontology annotation, cellular component: plasma membrane. Bases 1 to 9006 code for a protein of 3001 amino acids. Lineage: Eukaryota; Metazoa; Echinodermata; Echinoidea; Temnopleuroida; Toxopneustidae.